CCCAAGCAACUCUCUCCUUUCACCAUCUUCUUCUUCUUCUCUUUCUGGCGAUGAAUUGCUAACAAAUCCCAAACAUUGUUGCUUUUGGUGAUAUUGAAAAACGAACUGCACAAGCCCACGUCUUCCCGGCGGUAGGGGGUUCGGUCGCCACCGCCCGCUCCUCCUAUGGACAGCCCCUGUUUGCAAGCAGUGAUUCACGGAGUUGCGCCUCCUAUAGGGAGUUUCGAUGUCCGCGCGAGCAAUCCUUCACAGGUCAAUGCCUCCGCCGGGAUUCCGGCUGAGAACCCGUCGCUGUGGAUCUCGCACAGGAAUUCCCAUCGGCGGCGCUCUUACAAUUUCCGUCCUUGUGUAUUACUGCCCGCCAGAAGAGGGGGACCGUGUUAUAAUAAAACGGCCAUGGCUGGCGACGACGCCGUUUCGACGAAGGAGGAAUUGGACGAGAAGAAAUUCGGCGAGAAUCGGUUGGACGAGGAGGGAGAGAACGGUAAUUGGGUGAUGAAGAUCCUCCGCGUUCGGUCUCUCGGCCGGAAAAAUUGCCGGACUGGAGAUUCCGAUUCUCCAAAAAUGGAUGGUCAAUUGAGCGAUGAGAACCAGAAUCGCGAUGAAGAUGAUUGCGAUCCAUGUGCCGUUGAUGAUGACGAUAACGAGGAAGAUGAAUUUGACCGGAAUUCCUUCUCCAAAUUGCUAUGGCGUGUAUCCUUGAAAGAAGCUAGGUUUUAUGACCAGAUGUCUUAUUUGGGAACUUUAGCUUAUUCCAUCCCCCAAAUCAAGCCACGGAAUCUUUUAGGAUACCACAAACUGCGAUUUGUAACUUCAUCUCUGGAGAAGAAAGAGCAGGCAUUGAAAGCUGAGCGAGAAACACGGCUGGCUGAAGAGCGGAUGAAGAAAGAGAACGAGGUUGCUAGCGUUAAGGAAGCAGAGGUCGACGAGAAAGAAGAUGAAGAAGAGAGGAACCAGAUUAGUGGAAAUGGUAUUAGUGCAUCUGCUGCUUACAGGAUUGCUGCUGCUGCAGCUUCAUAUUUGCAGCAUCACACAAAGAACAUUUUACCCUUUAAGAAUAAUGGGGUGUCAUGUAAUGGGGAUACGCCGAGAAAAGCACUUGAAGGUGAUGGGAAUGAGGAGGAAGUUGCUUCACUAAUGGCCACCACCGACUCGGUUACAUCAGUGGUUGCCGCAAGGGAGGAGGUAAAGCAGGCUGUCGCUGAUGAUCUGAGCUCAACACGGUUGUCUCCAUGUGAAUGGUUUGUUUGUGAUGAUGAUAAGAGUGGUACAAGAUUCUUUGUCAUCCAGGGAUCUGAGUCACUGGCAUCUUGGCAAGCCAAUCUUCUGUUCGAACCGACACAGUUUGAGGGUAUGGAUAUUGUUGUGCAUAGAGGUAUAUAUGAGGCUGCAAAAGGAAUGUAUGCGCAAAUGUUGCCCGAAGUGAGAGCACACCUCAAAUCCUAUGGUGCCCGUGCCUCAUUCCGUUUCACCGGGCACUCUCUUGGAGGCAGUCUAUCUUUACUUAUAAAUCUCAUGCUCCUAAUGCGAGGAGAUGCUCCCCGUUCUUCUUUGCUCCCCAUUAUAACUUUUGGUUCGCCAAAUAUUAUGUGUGGAGGGGACCGCCUCCUCCAGAAGCUCGGAUUGCCUCAAAGUCACGUCCAGUCAAUCAUGAUGCACCGAGACAUUGUGCCCCGAGCCUUUUCUUGCACUUACCCCAAUCGUGUUGCAGAGUUUCUUAAAGCCGUGAAUGGAAGCUUCCGGAACCAUCCAUGUCUAAACGACCAAAAGCUGUUAUAUGCUUCCAUGGGGGAGCUCUUGAUUCUGCAGCCAGAUGAUAACUUCUCUCCAAGCCAUCCCCUACUUCCUUUAGGACCUGGACUGUAUUUAUUAAGUUGCCCUUUCAAUGGAGAGGCUGAGAAGCAAAUCCAAGCUGCAAAGACCGCGUUCCUCAACUCCCCACACCCACUAGAGAUACUGAGUGACCGUUCAGCAUAUGGGUCCGGGGGGACCGUACAGAGAGACCACGACAUGCAUUCGUACCGGAAAUCCAUCCGGACCGUUAUCCGGGAAGAGCUCAGACGCAUUAGAAGGGCAAGGCGAAAUCUCAGGCGCAAAGUAUGGUGGCCAGCCGGGAUUUUUCAUGGAGGCAUUGUACUCGGAAAGCUGGUGGGGCCCGCUCAAUACGCCAUAGGGGGAAUCUUCCACGGGGGGAAAGAGUCUAUGAAGCGGCUGACAUUAGUGGCAUCCCGGCGGAUGAAUGUGCUUCUGGUGUUUCUGAUCCCUGCACCGCUGCUGUUAUUAAGGGCACUCAGGCAUAUUGCUGCCAUCUAGAAAGAAUAUGGUAAGGCCAUUCUUUAUUCAUUUGAUUGCUGGAGAAUCAUAGUUAGCUCAGUUAGGACACACCUUGAGGGCUUUACACAUAUAAUCAUCAUAGAUACAAGAAUUAUAUGAAAAUUGGAGGACAAGAAAGCAAAAAAAAAAAAAACAACUUUGUGUAUCUGUAUAAGUAGAUGCAAAACCUGUGUGUUAAGAUUGAAAGUUUUCUAAUCUACUACUAAUUGUAGUAAUGGUUAAUAUUGUAAUUUGGUUAACUGUGUUUCUUGUCAAUUUGUUAACCUCUCUUGUACCUCUUUGUAUGGACAUGUUUGUAAAAUACUUGGAAGUAGUUGGAACUGUAUAUUUC
This is a messenger RNA of Cuscuta campestris, 2665 nucleotides long. NCBI's taxonomy places the organism in Eukaryota, Viridiplantae, Streptophyta, Magnoliopsida, Solanales, Convolvulaceae. The record is from the annotation of a GenBank genome assembly.